Messenger RNA from Neltuma alba, 735 nucleotides. RefSeq lists its product as uncharacterized. The record is from RefSeq and is a predicted model, not a curated record. The transcript has 3 exons. Lineage: Eukaryota; Viridiplantae; Streptophyta; Magnoliopsida; Fabales; Fabaceae. The coding region runs from base 1 to 735 and encodes 244 amino acids.
AUGAGUAAAGAUAAGGUCAAAGCUUUGUGGGAUAUAAGAACCACAAAGGUCAUUAUUGACUUGUGCAUUGAGAAAGUUGAAAAAAGGGGAAGAAAAGGAACUAGCUUGACAAAGCCUGCUUGGGCAAGUUUUGGAGACAGUUUCACUGCAAAGACUGGGAGAGAAGUUCCAGUCUACGAGAAAUUUAGAGAAAAAAGGCUUCAAUUUCGAGCUGAAUUGACUCAACUAUUUGGGACUAUAGUUGCAACUAGACCACAGUCAUGGGCACCUUCUUCCAUGACACUUCCAAGUGAAGGAGUACCUGAAGAUGAUAUAGAAGAAGGGUCUGGAGAUAGUGAUGAAGUUUUGGAGGUAUCAAUUGGCAUAAGCGGGGAGUUUAAUUUGGUCACAUUCAAUGACAAUAGUGGAGGCAACACUGUGAUAAGACAGGAAACCAUUUGUGGGGGUAGAAGCACAGGUGGGGGUCGACCUAAUAGCUCAUUAGGGUGUGAACAUGAAGAAAUUUCAGAAGCACAUGCUAGGAGGCUAGAAGAAGAAGCAUGUGCUUAUGAGACGUCAAUUGCGGGAGUCAUGGAGCAACUUAAUGAAGUUGAUGAAGUUGUUGAUGAUCUUGAUCUGUUUGGCUGGUGCACAACACUCCUUAUGAAGGAGCCAACUGCAAGGGAAAUGUAUAUGGCUCUGAAGAAUAAGAGGGAGAAACUUCACAUCUUCUUGAAGGAAGCAACUAAGGAUUAA